Molecule: messenger RNA, 658 nt
Organism: Mauremys mutica (yellowpond turtle)
Lineage: Eukaryota; Metazoa; Chordata; Testudines; Geoemydidae
Product: histone H4
Exons: 1
Coding region: 19-330 (103 amino acids)
Biological process (GO): nucleosome assembly
Cellular component (GO): nucleosome
Molecular function (GO): structural constituent of chromatin; DNA binding; protein heterodimerization activity
Source: RefSeq, a predicted model, not a curated record
GAACUGAUUGUUUACGAGAUGUCUGGUCGCGGCAAAGGCGGGAAGGGGCUGGGUAAGGGAGGCGCUAAGAGGCACCGCAAGGUUUUACGCGAUAACAUCCAGGGUAUUACGAAGCCUGCGAUCCGCCGCUUGGCUCGUCGCGGUGGGGUGAAGCGUAUCUCGGGGCUGAUCUACGAAGAGACCCGUGGGGUGCUGAAGGUUUUCCUGGAGAACGUGAUCCGCGAUGCGGUGACCUACACCGAGCACGCCAAGCGGAAGACCGUGACGGCCAUGGAUGUGGUGUACGCGCUGAAACGCCAGGGGCGCACCCUGUACGGCUUUGGGGGCUGAGGCGGCUUCUAACCCCCUACACACUCUUAUUUCACCAAGGUCCUUUUAAGGGCCACCCACUGGUGCACGGAGAGAGCUGGGUUCGCUCGGACUGGGAAGAUAAAGGGUCGAACUGUUCUGGAGCUGUUGUCCCGAUGUGAGGCUCCGUCGCGGCUGGGGGGUUUCUGUUGUCAGUUAAAGGGCAGGCGGGCGGGCUGCGGUAUUGCACCCGGCUUCUAAGGAGGGUCUCCUGGGUUAAUAGGUUUUUAAGUGCCCCAACCCCAAUGCACAAUUGAUGCUUCAUGGCUCCUUUGCUAGUAGUUUCUCCCUGGAUGCUUUUCUGAGCCUG